Molecule: messenger RNA, 2149 nt
Organism: Blepharisma stoltei
Lineage: Eukaryota; Ciliophora; Heterotrichea; Heterotrichida; Blepharismidae
Source: the annotation of a GenBank genome assembly
AUGAGUUUAAAAUUCCUCAAAGCAAAGCAAAAGAUUGAAGUAAGAGGAGAAUUUACAUAUAACUUUGAGCUUGAAGUGAAAUACGAAGAAACUAAUAUAUCAGCAUUUAUAGCAAAAGCCACAAAUGCAAGUAAUAUCCCAAUUCUUAUGGAAUGCAAAUGAAAAAGAAUAACAGGAGAUAGAACUUAUUUAAUCCCAGGAAUUACUAGCAAGUAAUUGAUAUUUAGUGCUUAUCAGCCUACAUGUGAAGAUAUAGGAUCUUGCAUAGCAGUUGAAGCCUCCCCUGUAGAUCCUCAUGAUGGCCAAGGAACAGCCGAAGCUGUAUGUGGGCAAUUAACAUUAGAUCCCAAUAUAAGGAAAAACUUGGAAUAUAUUUUAUCUAGUGGUACCUCCAAAUUUACCUUAUACUACUCUAGUGAUUUAUUAGACCAUUUAGCAAGGAAUGACGAAGCUGUAUUAGAAAUAAACCAAACGAUGCUUAAAUUAGAAGUUUACCAAAGAGAUGGAACUCUUGAUACAGGAAAUUCGUUUUCAACUUCUUAUUCUAUCGACUAUCCAAAAAUUAUCCUUCAUCACUCAGACAGUAAAAAAUUGAUUUUUAUCUUAAAUGAAGGUGUUGCGGCAAUAAAUGAGACUGAAGAGCUACCUUAUAACAGGAAAAUGUCAGUGCAAUGUAUGUCCAGACAAAACCGAGAUUUAAUUGUGAUGACUGUCAGAGCUUUUGCGGUGAGGAAUUAUUUAAUACACUCUAAAGCAAUUGAUGGGAUGUUUUCUCAAGAACUUCCAAGGAAUACGAGCAUUGACUAUGCAGUUGAGCUUGAAAUUGCUCUUAAUGAGUUGAAUAAUCUGGCAAGUGAAAAUUUUGAAUUAAAUAAAGAUAAAAAAAGGCAAAAAAGAGAACUUAAAGCAUUAGAGGGAGAAAUGAAAGAAACUAUUGAAGCAUACCAAACAAUGCUCAAUUAUCAAAAUGAAGGCGGCAAAGAAACAGAACUGUCUGAAGAAAUUGAAAAGCUCAAAAAUGAACUUAAUAUAGCAAUUGUGAAUAAACAAAAAUUAAGAAAAAAAGUACAAGAAAAAGAAGAAGAAAUAAAAGAUUUAAGAAAAGAAAACGAAAUGCUGAAGGAGAAGCAGAUUGGCGCUGAAAAAGAAUUGGAAAUGAAGAUUGUAAAAGAGCAGGAUCUAGAGAAAUAUGAAGAGAUGGAAAAGAAAAUGAGCACCCAAAUUGAAUUUACUUCUCAAGAGCUGGAGAUUUUAAAUGCCAAAGUUUCAAAAUAUCAAGAAAAAAUUAAAAAUCUGAAAAAUGCGUUAGGGGAAAUGCAGAAAAAAAAUGAGAUAUUAGAGUAAAUUAUAUAUAGAGAGCAAAAUAAAGAGCUAGGAAAAGAAAAAACAGCUCAGCAAGAGAUUGCAAAACUGAAGCAAGAAAAUGAAGCAUUGCUAGGCCAAAGAUCAAUUUUAAGUAAAAAAAUAGGGAGUCUUGAAGAGGAGCUGGAAAAGCUUGAAAAUGAAUUAGAGUCUGAAAAAGAAAGCCAUAGCCAAACUAACUCCCCCCCCCCCCCUCCGUGAGCGAACAAAAAAAUUUUGUUCGCUCACGGAGGGGGGUUAAAUUUUUUUUUUUUAAAAAAAAUUUAUAUAUAAAUUUUAUAAAAAAUAUUUUUUUCGAAAUUUAAAAAAAUCCUAAUUUGCAAAAAUUGGGAAGCAAAUAUUAAUUUAAUUUGCAAAAUUUUAUGUUUUAAAAACGCAAUUUGUUUAAAAUUAAACAGAAUUAGCUCUAGAUUUCAUUAUACUAAUUAUCACUUAUAUAUCAAAAUUUUUUUCCAUUAAAAUUUUUUCUAUUAAAAAAAAUUUUUGUUCACUCACGGAGGGUGGGUUUUUGGUCAAAAAAUGGCGAUUUUUCUAAUGGUUUUGUUCGCUCACGGAGGGGGGGGGGGGGAGUAAGAAAAUGUAUGAGGAAUUAAAUAAAAAUAUUCAAGAAGAAAACAAGCAAGAAGAGCCUAUAAGAAAUGAUAACGAAAUAGAAGAGCUUAGAAACGCUUUGAAAUCAACUGAAGAAGAAGCCCUGAAAUACAGACAACAGUGCGAUUCUUUGUCUGCGCAGCUGAGCAGAGCUCAGGCAGCUGCAAGAAAAAAGAACGGCUCCCUUAUGUCAUAA